AUGAACAUUCCCUUCUUCCCACCACCUUCGGCGCUACCAGCGACCGGGGCAUCCGACCCGGCACUCGACCCCUUUUCGACGAGCGCGUCUGCUCGUUUACCUGUCGAGUUAUGGCGGAUGAUAUUUGUCUUUGCGACGCGUGUCGUCGGUGGAUACGACACGUCCUACGCGUCACCAUUUGACGUGUCGGAUAUUACAAACGGGUAUGGUGUCUUCCUCAAGGAACUAAAGGCAAGCCACAGGACGAAAGAAACUCUCUGUCUUGUCUCAAGGUCGUGGCGUAAACUUGCCCGGGAACUUAUUUUUGAAUAUCUAUUCCUUCAAGACUCGUAUGACUGGGCAAUGCUUGCUGAAGCCCUUGAAGAAAGCAGACAAGCGGACGCAGCCCGCAGAGGCCACGGAGCAGGAUGGUAUGUCCGACGGAUUGAAAUUAAUACACAAUGCUGGACACAAGAGAAGGGUGUUGCUGCUGCGCGCGUGAUUCGCUGCUGUCCGAACCUACGUGUUCUGACCGUUGGUGCAUUUGAAGAAAUUGGAAGCGUCCCCAUGGAAUUAAUAACGGCAAUAUUUGAGUCUUGCCCACAUGCGAUACGUUCACUCGACUGGACGUGUGAUAUUGGACCAGAACAGAUGAUAGAAAUGUUCUGCCGCAUGCCAAUUACGGCGAAUCUCCAAUCAUUGUUUAUGUGCGUCCAACAGGACAUUACCCUUGGCCAACUCAGCAAACUCAAGGCAGCUGGACCUAUCUCCCUACCGCAUUUACACACUAUAGAACUAGUUUCUCCUGAUUUCGACCCCUCCGUCAUCCUCACGCUCAUGGCCGACUUCGACCUCCCUUCCCUCCGACAAAUAGUCCUCUGUGGACAAGAUGACCUUGCGGACGCACACCUUUUCUUUACAGCGCACGGUCCAAAAUUGACCACACUGGAAUUCGAUUUUGCUGGAGAACCAAAUGUGGAAUCCCCCACCACUAUUCCACCCCCCACUUAUCCCACUUCAGACAACCUUCCAGAAAGAGGCCCCGAAAUGUUACUUACACGCUGUCCAAACCUCAAGGAAUUGGUCCUACAAGUCCACUGGGCAAGCGAACAAGCCCUCCCCGGACAUCCCCAAAUCGAACGAAUCGGUAUACGCGGACUGUACUUCAUCGGAGAAACAAGACCUCGUACAACAGAAGCAGCACUAGUACUCCGAUCAGAAUGCGACGCCGAACAACGACACAUCGUAAAUUCCCUUAGAACGGCAUUUCCAGUCCUCGUCAAUCGGAAAUUAUACCCCAAGGUGAAGGCAGUGAGGUUACUUGAUUUCGACCAGUCGAGGUUUAGGAGUGUGCCGUGGCGUACAUCGCGUGUUGCGUUUUGGGCGUUUUGGAUAAGACGAUUCGAACGACUUGGAAUUCGGUUGGAGGACCAUGCGGGAGAGCUUAUUGAGCUGGUGUUUCGGGAGGUGAAUGUCCUACUUCCCGAAGAUGAGGAUCCCUCUAUUUGUUGUGGUUGACGAGUAUUUGCGAACACUACAACUUUUCUCGCCUCGGACGAAAAGGACUAAUCAGAAUUAAUACGCUGCGUAUUCUCGCACGUCAAACAAGAACAUUAUAUUUAUAUAUGCAUCUUUGGAGGAACGGGAGGAUCUAUUCUGCAGAAUUUUUCACUUUCAACUCAU
Molecule: messenger RNA, 1662 nt
Organism: Fomitiporia mediterranea MF3/22
Lineage: Eukaryota; Fungi; Basidiomycota; Agaricomycetes; Hymenochaetales; Hymenochaetaceae
Exons: 2
Coding region: 1-1497 (498 amino acids)
Source: RefSeq, a predicted model, not a curated record